Molecule: messenger RNA, 5712 nt
Organism: Cheilinus undulatus (humphead wrasse)
Lineage: Eukaryota; Metazoa; Chordata; Actinopteri; Labriformes; Labridae
Gene: tent4a
Product: terminal nucleotidyltransferase 4A
Exons: 13
Coding region: 241-2694 (817 amino acids)
Biological process (GO): RNA 3'-end processing
Cellular component (GO): nucleolus; TRAMP complex
Molecular function (GO): mRNA binding; poly(A) RNA polymerase activity
Source: RefSeq, a predicted model, not a curated record
UUUGAAGAGAAUACGCCAUAUUGAAUUCCCGUAGGAAACGGCUAGCUUUUUUCCAGCUAGCGGUGCAAAUGGGCCACUUUAUCAAUGGUCCUAAUUCGGUUUAAUUUUUAAAUACUUCCCUUUUCGUAACCCCGUACGGCGUAGCGACCUCUGAAAGGUCCGGAAGGCGGCACAGAUUCACAACGGGCUCGACAGUGUUGGUUAGAUACUUGCAGGGGGGUUACCGGAGAAAGAAGUUGAAUGGAUCCGAGGGUAGCUUGGAUUCAGCCCGAACAGAAAGGACCUGCGAACGCCUUAUGGAUGCACGUCUGGGAGACCUCUCAGGGAGUACGGACGCUCUCCACUCAGCAGCAGCUUCACAAUCAAAACCACAAUCAAUGCGUGAAUUACGCCGCGUUGGAUGUUCUGAAGAAUGUGGCGACCGCGGUGGCAUCGAGCAAGAGUCUUUGCAUCAGCAACGGUAACGCUACUGCCAAUCUGAGCAACGGCAGCAGCCAUCACAGCAUCAUGAACGGCACUACUGGUAUUAACGGCACUGCGAUUUCCUCGCUAGGGAUAGCGCUGUCCAACGGGAACGUACAUAACUCCCUCACCACGACAACCACAACUGAACCAGGUGAGGGGAAAAACAUGCCCCAGAAGGGCUCGUCCGUACCGGAAUCCUCGACAGAUAACCCCCCUUCCAGCUGCUCACUUGAAAGGACUAUGGUUGGAAACGUAACGGGAAAUAUCAAUAAAAACGUCGGGAGUGCGAAUCUGCCUUUUAGCAUGAGCGACAGCAUAGACAAUAAUGUCAACAUUUAUCACCACCAUCACCGUCACCUACAGGAGCACCCGGCUUUCAAUUUACAGCAAAUUUGUGUAAAGCGCCAACAGGUUCAACCUUCUCUACCUGUAAAUCACACACACCACCCAGGCCGAAGGAAAAGUGACAACAAAGCGAGCACUUAUGGGAUGAAUUACUUGCUUUCAAACUGCACUAAUGGCAAUUAUGCCAGCACUUGGACGCCCUGGAAAACGAGGAAGUACAGCCCUGGGGUCCUCGGACUCCACGAGGAAGUGAUGGACUUCUACAACUUCAUGUCCCCUCGCCCAGAGGAAGCAGCUAUGAGGAAGGAGGUGGUGAACCGGAUAGAGAUGAUCAUCAAGGAGCUGUGGCCGACUGCAGAUGUCCAAAUAUUUGGCAGCUUCAGCACAGGGCUGUACCUCCCAACAAGUGACAUUGACCUCGUGGUGUUUGGAAAGUGGGAGCGCCCCCCGCUGCAAGAGCUGGAACAGGCUCUACGCAAGCAUAAUGUGGCAGAGCCUUUCUCUAUUAAAGUGCUGGACAAGGCAACGGUGCCAAUCAUCAAACUGACAGACCAAGAGACUGAGGUGAAGGUGGACAUCAGUUUUAACGUGGAGACUGGAGUAAAGGCAGCGAGCUUCAUCAAAGAUUAUGUAAAGAUGUACCCCGUGCUGCCUUACCUGAUCUUUGUGCUGAAGCAGUUUCUGCUGCAGAGAGAUCUGAAUGAGGUCUUCACUGGGGGAAUAAGCUCUUACAGCCUCAUCCUCAUGGUCAUCAGCUUCCUACAGCUCCAUCCUCGUAUUGAUGCCAGAAAUCCAAAUGAGAAUUUGGGCGUGUUGCUGAUCGAGUUCUUUGAGUUGUAUGGCCGCCAUUUCAACUACUUGAAAACAGGGAUCCGGAUCAAAAAUGGAGGCGCAUACAUAGCCAAAGAGGAGAUCAUGAAGGCCAUGAUGAAUGGAUACAGGCCAUCCAUGCUCUGUAUAGAGGACCCACUUCUUCCAGGAAAUGAUGUCGGGAGGGGUUCCUAUGGUGCCAUGCACGUCAAGCAGGUGUUUGACUACGCCUACACUGUCCUAAGUCAUGCUGUAUCCCCACUCGCACAGUCAUUUCCCAACAAAGACUCUGAAAGCACCCUGGGACGAAUAAUCAGGUUGACACAGGAAGUGAUUGACUACAGGGACUGGAUCAUUAAGAAGUGGGGGGGCAGGGAUCUGACACGAACUGACAACAGAGUUUCACCUCCUAAGGAGCCGGUGUCGGAGCAGGAGCCCUGCGUGCUAGGAGGAGGUGUUGGGUCCGAGGAGCAGCAAAGGGACUCUGUCUCUCCCCACAGUGCAGACUCCCCAAUGUCCAUCUCCAGCCCUCAGCAGCACUCUUCAGCUUCCUCGGUCUCCUCGCUGUCUGGAUCAGACAAUGACUCUGAUUCAGCACUACCCUGUCCAGUCCCUCCACCAGCCCUGCCACCAUACCCGUCUUUCCCACCCCUGGGCCUCGCUUUACCACCAGGCCUUAACUUGGGCAAGCCAGGCAUGGGAGGACACCAUCUCCUCAUGCAUCCAGGUUCACAGGCUCGCGUGUCACUGCCCGGUGGUCUAGCAAUGCACUCCAUACCUGGCAGACAGGUGUGUAUAGACACCGGGCUCCCCCCCUUCUUCCAUAUGCCCCCCCCAGCCCAUGCUAACCCCCCUGCCCCCUCCAGCCCCCAGCCUCCGCCCAGCCCCCACUCCAGCCACACACACAAGAACGGAGCGAAGUUUAAUGUGAAGGGCUUCCACAACCCACCACUGGUCAACAACCCUGUGCUGGUUAACCGCGGACACACACACACUCACACGCACACACAAUAUCACCGCAACACUUGGCGACGCAGAAAGAGGGACAGCCUUCCGGUUAGCCUCAGCAGAUAGAAACCACUCCUCUUCCUCCACUUUCCUCUCUCUCCUCUCUGGCUGCGAGAUCCUGGCUCUUCAUUUGUCUUGAAGGAGGACGGACAGGCAGACAGAGGACCAGCAGAGACCAGCAGUUUCACUCUGGGGCGGCCGCCACGUGGAUCAAAAGCCCUCAGCUCUGCAUCUUUCUCCUACUAUAUCUACCUUUCCAUUUCUGCAUGGCUUUUGUUCACAGUCUUUUAGGUUACAUUAUGUUACUUUCAGUAUUUUAUUGAUCCCAUCUUUGCUUUCAGGUCAAUUUCUGUUGUUUUUUUUCUCUGUUUUUAUGGGACUUGGUGGAGAUGCAUCUGCCAAGUUGACUUGACCUCGUCUUAGCCCUUGCAGCCAAGCUGCCUGUGGUUCAGUGUUAUUUUUCAGUUUAAACACUUAAGAACAAACGGUUUUUCAUUUUGUGCAAUAAUGUUAUUUUGCUUAUUUAAUUUUGUGUGUGUAUGUAAAGGCAUUUUAUACUGUUUUAUUUUUGUAGAAUUUUAAAUUUUGUUUACAAAAGUUUCCCCAGGCAGCAUCUCUGGAGUGUGUGUGUGUGGGUGUGUGUGUGUGUGUGUUAGAUGGACCUCAGUUCUCUUCUUCUCUUGCACCACGUGUGCUGUUUGAUGUGGAGAAGCUGGAUCAAAAAGGGAUACAUAGCUCUUAUCUGGAUAUUCCUUCCUUUUUUCCAAGCCUGUCUUGUGACGAUGGGCGGGGUGAACAUGAAAGUCCUCAUGGAGGUUUUGUUCCUCAGUCCAGUUUGUCAGAGGUACAGAGGGAAAUUGCACCCCGGGAUAUCCUACGAAACAAGGGGAAUAGAUUUACUUCUAUUUUAGCUAAAAAGAGGUUUCUUCUCUUAAGAUAGAGCUUUAGCAGUGGUUGCAGAGAUUGUGUGUGUGUGUGUGUGUGUGUGUGUGUGUGUGUGUGUGUUGAUGUCUGUGGGACUGUGCUGUUGCCAUAUCUUGUCAGUCAGGGGAAGGCUGGCAUUGGCCUGCUAUUUUUUUAAUUUCUUGGCCAUGUUCUCUACACCAGAGGCUCUUUUAAAAGGAAAGCCUCCAGACAGUGCAGGAUUUUGGUCUAAAAGAGCCUAUUCUGUUUAACAUAUAUGCUAUUGUGUUCUCUUUUUUGUGCUCGUCUAUUUUUGUAACAUGUAGGCAGGUUGGGGCCAUGAAGGCUACAGCUGAUCUGACUUGAAUUUGAAGAUCAAGUUUAAGGUGAGGUGGCAGAAAGCCGCUGAUUUCAUGUCAGAGAAAUCCUCUUCCUCUCUCUCUGGUGGAGAAACAGAGUUGUAGAGAUCUGAUCCCAGGGCUGAGGUUGACUCUGCUGGCAGCUGUAAAAUCUGUGCAGGCCAGCACUACCAUGCUCAGUGAGAAGGCUUGUUGUCCUGGACAGUAGGGAGAGAGAGGGGAGUCUUCCUGAACCAAGGACCCUCAUGAAAGGGAAUUAUAUUUUGAUUCCGUUCAGGAAUCUUGUGUAUAUUUGAUUGCCAGGUACUUCCGCUAAUUGUUUGCAAUGCCUUUCUUUGUGUUUACUAGGAGUGUGUGUAAGUUGUUUUCAGCGAGCACACCGUGUCACACAAAUACACACACUCACAGACAGGACUGUGGAGGGCUGUGACUCGCCCAGAACACUACACUCGCCGUUGUUAUUACUAUGCAAGUGGAUUAUUGAAAUUAUUGUGUCAACUCCAUUCCUUCCAGUUUUUUUUUUCGCUUGUUGGACGGAAACCUUAGCUGUCAGACUUACAAGCGAACUCAUGUGACCCCAUCUUCUGACACCCCUGUAUUUGUAUGAAGAUCCUGACAUGUUUCAAAUCUAGUUUUCUACAUGUAGCUGUCAAAUGUAAAGACCGGGGGAUGUUAAUGUCACUGGUUGGGUCUGGGUCUGGGUCUGUGUAGUGUGUGUGACAUAGUGAAACGUGUGUAAGAAAGUACUGAGACUCAUGACGCCACUGUUUUUUAAUCAGACACCCAACAAUUCAUCAGCACCAAGAGAGCGACUUGCUCUCUGCUGGUGCACUUCAGACGUGGCCAAAGUGUCCACCACCAAUUCUCCCCUUUUUAUCAAGACUCUGUUACACUAUUUAUUUAGAGUUUUCAUGAAAACAAUCGCAACUCUGACCUUCCAGUCAAACUACACCAAUCUCAGAUAAAGUUUCUGCUUUUCUAAACUCAGAGACUGUUUAAAUUAUGAGAUAAUCCUCACCUUUAAAGGAGAAAUCCUUCAGUCAGUGAUUUGACCAGGUUGGCAUUGUGAUGGCACCAGACUGGUAGGAAGGCAGUUUUUGGAGAUGUGCCCAGUCAUGCUGUCUUUCCCAGAGAUAAUUCUCUGAUUAUUUCAAACCAUCUGAACUGACUGCAUUGGUGAAUGCAAUGAUCAUUCUAAUGCAGUUCUAACCCGAUACAAAUAUGAUUUAAAAAGUGAAUAUCAAAAAUUUCCCAUCCAUCAAACUGCAUCCCAACAGCCAUGUCUGCUUUUAAAAAUCAGUACCAGCAAUAGCAAGAGGCUGGUAAUGAAAUUGGUGAAGGAAGGUUGUUGACUGGGUUAGAGUUGCCUGCAUCCUCACAUUAAAGACUUUACAUGCAGUAUCCUAAGAAGUCUGUAUGGUUUAAAAUCGAUGUGCAUGUCAGCGGUCCUAGUCUGCAUUUACUCUUCUCUUUGUCACUUUCUGUGCUGCCAGAUUAACUUCACAUCUGCAGAUGAGCUGAAGGUGGCCGGGAGCAGAGAGCGGCUAGGACUGCUGAGACGCGUACACAUGUACACGUAGAUGCAUUGUAAUAUUCCCCCCAUUGGGAUAUGAUGAGGGAUUUUAAACUAGCGGCUGCUGUUUAAAAAAGGAGGCAGCCCCUCUUUGUCCUGGCUGAUUCAUGUGAGCAGUGGCCCUCGAAAUGGACACCAAGCUACUGGUGGUCAGAGGUAACCACCGCCCAGAUUUUUUUUUUUUUUUUUUUUGACAUUUUUAUGUAAAUAUAUUUUUUUCUAUUUUAUUUUUUAAUAAACAUUUUAAAA